UAUCUGCUCCGAACCACUGAUUCGAAACAAAAGAUUCGAAGCAGUGUUUUGAAAUCGGCCAUCACUAGAUAUUGUUGAAAAGUCGUUAUUUUGUUUUUGGUCUUACUUGGAACGACAUGAGGAUGAGUAAUAAAUGACAUUAUUUUCAUUUUUGGGUGAACUAACCCUUUAACGCCAAUAUAGUCCUUCGUAUUCCACGUUCCAGGCACACAUGCUCAUUCAUUGGCUCAUUAUGAACCGGACAUUUUCGAGAUACGUGAACAAUUUCGGCUUCGAUUUUGCAUUCAGUCGAUAUAAUUUUCAGGAAAGAGACAUCACAGAUGUUGUUACAGGAACAAACACAUGUUGCCAUGUGGCAUUAAUACCAACCUGCCGUCUAAAAAAAAAAAAAAAAAAAAAAAAAAAAAUUAAGCACCGCCACCCCAACAACAAACAAAAAAUGACUGACGCAUCUAUAGACCACUAAGGUGUAGGUUAAUAGCAGAGUAAACCAAUAGUAGUGAAGAGUGGGCGGUUCUAAUGUGUUUCUCAAUUUAACUUUGUAACGUAAUAUUACCUUACUAUUUUAGUCGACGACUAGACUUGUGUUUGAAGGUCUAUUAAACCUCAGCUACUAACAUCUCCAAGUUUGUCGAGAAUUACAGGGUCGGUGGAAAUGCAUUUAUUUUGCACGUCGCUUGUUUUGUGUGUGCUCUCUGCAUGUCACAUGGUCACAUCCACCUGUGAUGGGCUCUUGACUUCUGAAGAUGCUGAAUUCUGCAAGGGAGAGUUAAAGCUGAUUUACCCAGAUCUGGUUAUUGAUGAGUGCUUGAUCAUCCCUCAGAGGAUCAGAGAGAAGAUCAGUAAGGAGUGGGGAUCACCUCAAGUACAGCUGCCCAGUGCUAAUGAGGAGAAGAAAUACACUUUAUUAAUGGUGGACCCAGAUGCUCCAAGUCGUAAGAAACCCUCUCGUGCUUACUGGAGACACUGGUUACUGGCUGACAUUAAGGGGGAAGCGCUCAAGACAGGAGAUGUCAGAGGCAUUGAACUAUCCGCAUACACCCGCCCCACUCCACCUCAAGGCACUGGGCUCCACCGCUACCAGUUUCUUGUAUUUGAGCAGCCUGAAGGCCAGACCGUGUCCCUCAGCCCGCAGGAGAAGAGCUCACUGGGGAACUGGGAUCCACAGGCAUUUGUUCAGAGGUUUGGUCUGGCUGGCCCAGUGGCUUCACUUCAGUUCCUCACCCAAAACCACAAGGACUAAAGAACACCUCCAACCUGCAACUGAACUUUGACCUCUGGCCUUCUUACACGCUAUGACUAAUUGUUUGCCUAGUUCUGAUAUUAUAUCCCAUAAUACUCUAUCGCACAUCAGUUUCUAGGGGCAUGUUAAACUAAUGACUGACACACACUGUUGUUUCCUCAUGUUUGAAUUGUAACUUGUAGAAAUGUGUUUUGAAGUAAUAUCACAUAAUAUCUCAUGUAAUAUGUUCACAAAACUUUGAAUUAAAGCCAUAUUUACAUCA
Messenger RNA from Ctenopharyngodon idella (grass carp), 1505 nucleotides. Its product is annotated as phosphatidylethanolamine-binding protein 4. NCBI's taxonomy places the organism in Eukaryota, Metazoa, Chordata, Actinopteri, Cypriniformes, Xenocyprididae. The record is from RefSeq and is a predicted model, not a curated record. Bases 656 to 1243 code for a protein of 195 amino acids. The transcript has 7 exons.